UCGUCCAAUCUAAGAGGCUUCACAUCAUGCAAUCAUGGACUACCCCACUUUGGCUUUUUUUUUUACCAACAACCAUCUAUCUAGCUAACAGUCAACCAUGUUUUUAGAUUGCUACUUUAGUAACAACCAAGCUACCAACUAUUUUAGAGAAGUGUGAAGGUUACAUUUCUAAACAGUGAAGAGGGAAAGUACCUGAGGUCAUGGGGAACUCAGAGAGCAUUUGGUGGAUUGUAGUGGAAUGUACUUGCAGGAUCCUUGGUGUUUCUACAGCAACGGUGUUGUGUGCUGUGGGAGUGGAGACCCUACAACAGGGAGAAUUCAACAGCCUUGGCAUCUACCUAGUAGUAUCAUCUGUUGGCAUCAUGAUGUUUGAGCUGGCCUAUUUCCUGGACAUGAUUCUGCUCAUGUGUCUGCCCUGUCCUCCAGACUGGAAGCUCUUUUUGUUGUGGGGAAAAAUGGCUCGCAUUGGAGGCUUCCAUAAGUUCCUCUAUUACUCCAUAAUGUCCUUGGUCUGCUUCUUGCACCCUGUGUUGGUGUGGCAUGCAAUUAUCCCAGGGACAAUGCUUCUGGUGACAGCCUUUUUCAACUUCAUACUAAGCAAGAAAACAAAGACCAAAUCACCCAAAAGGCCACAGGAGAGUCACAGUGACCAAGGCCCGACCACUGUCUAUGUGACAGAAGGAGCCUCGAACAGCACUGUCUCAUUCUUCCACGUGGUGACAGGAAGGAGAGCGGGGGUACUGGCUCUCCCAAACAGAGACCGCUGCCUCGGCCCGGGAGAGAGAGGAGACAGCGUCCAGGCCAUGCUGGAGCUGGAGCAGACAGCAGCACCUAAAGGCACAGACAAGGAGAGGAGGAGGUGGAAAGAGAGGAGACUGAUAUGCUUGAGCGGUUGGGAGGAGCCUGUGGAGAGAGAGAUGGAGGAGAUGGACGGAUACUGUGAGCCAGAGCCAGACACCACAUCAGACACUGCACCUAUGAUUACUGACUGAACGUCCCUCUGCACUCAGACUCAGCUGCUUACUGAUAUCACACAAAGAAAAGCAUGUGUAUGCAUUCAUGCUGACUGCUGAGUGCACUAGCUGCUGCUACUCUGUGGCAGACGUUAAGCUGAAAAUCACAUUAUAAAAUGUCUGACCAACCAA
This is a messenger RNA of Perca flavescens (yellow perch), 1145 nucleotides long. It is a transcript of the gene tmem72, whose product is annotated as transmembrane protein 72. Lineage: Eukaryota; Metazoa; Chordata; Actinopteri; Perciformes; Percidae. The transcript is spliced from 5 exons. The record is from RefSeq and is a predicted model, not a curated record. The coding region runs from base 201 to 992 and encodes 263 amino acids.